AUGAAUUCUUUUAAUAUAACAUUCAAUAUUGAAGAAAUAAACACAGAGGAUGCAAGUAGAAUAGGUCUAUCAGAGUGUUUAUUGAGAGUUGAUGGUAAGACACUAGUUGGUGAUGUUAAAGAUUCAAUUUGGUUAAAAUUCAAUAUUCGACCAUCUUGUCAACAAUUUAAAUACCAUGGUCGAAAUUUAUUAGAUUUUGAAAAGAUUACACCAUUUAAAGAUGAUUUGUUAUUAGUUAUUGAUUACUCAAAGUUUGGUAAUUUACAUUCCGAACCAAUUGAUCCAUUAUUUGAUAUAACUUUAUCAUGGAUAGAUAUUAAUGGAAAUCCCCAAAAAUUAACCCUUCGUGAAAGUUUAAAAUGCACAGUCGAUACAUUGAAAGAAUACAUAAUAGAACAAAAAACAAAACCAAUAACUCAUACAUUAUAUAAAGACUCAUUUGAGAUUGAAAAUCAUUCUCCGAGUUCAACAUUAUCUCAAGUUUUACAAUUGGAUGUUAUUCCACAUGAUUUAAUUGAAUUGAAAGCAGUGUCUAAUAGGUCCAGAUACCAUAUACUUAUAAAAUCAAACAUACCUAAUCUACAGAAUGAAAAAUCUUUAUUUGAAAUUAAUUCAUCGAUUACUUUAAAACAAUUAAAACAGAUAAUAAUAAUUAGAAUAGAUGAAGGGUCAGUAACUAGAACGUUUUUCGAUCAAUUAGAAUUAUCCUACAAAGGUACAAAAUUUGAAAAUAGUACACAAGUGAAUGAAUGUCUCGUUUCUUCAUUAGUUCAAUUUGAAAAUAAUAGAAUUGAAUUAGAAUUAAAUAUUACUUCUCAUGUGAAUGGUACUGGUGGAAUAUUAAGUCGUGAUUUCCUAAAUGAUUUAAGAUCAAAUAAUAGAUUUGAAUUCCUACCUAAUCAUCUGAAUCUAGAUUCUGAAAUUGAUGUUGAAAAUACAAGAAUUGAUCCAAUUGAAACUACAAAAAUCGUUGUAAAUAAUGGAGAAAUUUGGGAAUUAGAAGGGACAAAUGAAACAUUAAAGAAUGGGAAUAUAAGAAAAGUUAUAAAUCAAGAUGAUUUAUUAAAUGGUUAUGAAAUAAGUUUGAAAUUGGGUAAUGAAGUUAAGAAAGUCAAUUUGAAUACUUCACAAUGCAUAAUUGUCGAUAAUGGAGAACAUCAACCAUAUUUAUUAUUAAACAAUUCAGCUGCAUCAAAAUUAGACUCAACAUUUAGAAAUAACUCAGGUUCAUUAAUUCAAAAAGUAUUAAUUCAAAGAACUGAUGAACCAAGAAGAGAACAAUCACAACCAGAACAACAACAACAACAACAACAACAACAACAACAACAGCCAAUAGAUGAUGAUAUCUUACUUAGAUUAUAUACUACUGGUCGAUCAUUUGGUAUUUCAUUAUUGAAAAUUGCAUUUUUUUUAACUUUAUCAGGAAUUAAACCAACUCAAGAAAUGAUUAAUAAUUGGUUGAAAUAUGUUUUAUUUACCCUUGUUGGUUUCAAUUUUUAUGUUGUUUUCUUCACUGGUAGAAACAGAAUACAACGAUUUAUACAUGAAGAUGUUGAAACUGAAAAUUUAUUACCAUUUCCAAGAUUUAUUGCAAAUACAGCAAGACAAGGCAGAAGUAUUGCAAGAGUCAUAAAUAAUUCAAUAAUUGAUGAGGUUAUAAAAUUAUCUGUUGUGAGGAGUUAUGAUUUUGAAUUGAUUAUGAAUAAGGAAUCAAAUUUGAUUAAAUGGUUCAAUUUUAAUUUUGAAAUUAUUUGGAAAGAUUCAUUAUUAUGUUUAUUAAUGAUAUUCCCAUCCUUACAAAUUAGAAUAUUUGAAGAAAUUGGAAAUUGGAAAUCUAAAGAAAUGAAAGAAAUGGAAGGAAGAAUUAGACGAUUGGUUGAUUUAAACGAUACGUUAUUAAUUGAAUAUAAUAAAGAUACAAGUUUAGAAUUACCUGGAUUCGAUUUCAUUGAUAACUUACCAGAAAAUAUUGAAAAUGAGAAAAAAUAUGAAAUAUUGAUAAUGUAUUAUAAAUAUUUACAAUCUAGUUAUGAAAUAUUGAAUAGAUCAUUCAUUAAUAAGAAACAAAUAGAUCAAUCACAGUCUGAAUUGUUGAUCAAUCAAUACAAUUUGAUUUUACAUAGUUUAUCGUAA
Insectozyma verbasci is the source of this 2133-nucleotide messenger RNA. The record is from the annotation of a GenBank genome assembly. NCBI's taxonomy places the organism in Eukaryota, Fungi, Ascomycota, Pichiomycetes, Serinales, Debaryomycetaceae.